AUGUCACCGGAAAACGAAUACAUCAAGAAAGACAUCACGGACCUCUGUGGCAAAACCCUGAGGCUGGCAGCCAACGGGGCGAAGUCUGCGGUCUUGCUAGAAGUCAACCGACUCGACCAUCCGCUGCGGUAUUGCCGGUGGACUGUGACUACCGCUGUGGCCAACCAGUCGGUCGUCGUCAGUUACAUCUCUCGAAGCCUUCGAACCAGCCUCUUUUCCGAGAUAUGCAUCGACUAUGUGCAGAUCAGCCGCGUGAAUCGCACCUCCCUUCGGGUCUGCGGCAACAUGAAGAACGUUGAGGUGCACAAGAACAGCGUUAACUUCACUCUCCACCUGAACCCUACGUGGUUGAUGGAAGUCGGCGUCACUCCCGUGUCACUCUACGCCACGGCGGGCUCUAUACCGAGUAAGCUGCCUCCCGUUGAUAUAUUAAAGUGAUAUAUUAAAGGCGUAGUUAUAUUAAAGGUGUAAGGCGCAGGGGUUAAAGCAGAGAAGAAAAAGAGAGGACGAAAAGAGCGCCAACUUUCAACUAAGUUUAUUCAGCGCAAGCAGCCACAAGCUAAAUGCAGCAGAACAUGCGCAAAGCCGGACAAAAGAAUGAUCAGAUAUGAGUGUGGCAGAGGCUGUCACAAUCAGACCGUGAGCAACAGGCAGUCAU
Messenger RNA from Rhipicephalus sanguineus (brown dog tick), 658 nucleotides. RefSeq lists its product as uncharacterized. Bases 1 to 438 code for a protein of 145 amino acids. The transcript has 3 exons. Lineage: Eukaryota; Metazoa; Arthropoda; Arachnida; Ixodida; Ixodidae. The record is from RefSeq and is a predicted model, not a curated record.